Platichthys flesus (European flounder) is the source of this 2050-nucleotide messenger RNA. RefSeq lists its product as uncharacterized. The transcript has 5 exons. Bases 92 to 739 code for a protein of 215 amino acids. Lineage: Eukaryota; Metazoa; Chordata; Actinopteri; Pleuronectiformes; Pleuronectidae. The record is from RefSeq and is a predicted model, not a curated record.
GAAUGUCGUGUGUUGUCAUAGUGGUUGUCGUGCUGUGACAGGUUUUCAGUUGUUGUCCAGGUUUUUACGAGAAAGGAGCAGAAACGCUGAGAUGAUCGUCAACGUCUUCAUCAUCUUCAUCAGCACGGUUUAUCUGAGCUGCCACCAAAGUCUCGGGAGUCCUUCUCAGUGGUCAUAUUUCAACGUGACGCAGCCGGAGUAUCAGACGGUGAACCAGGACGGGUCGGCCUCCAUCAGCUGUGAACACGAUGCACCAGUCCAGUCAUCAUCCAUUUUGGAUGUUCGACUCAACCGUGUGUCAGAGGGCCGAACCUCGAUGCUCUGCCAGAAGGGAAUGGAAGACUGUGAGAACAUCGUCAUGUAUCCACAGUAUCCCAACAAGUGUCUCUUCAUCCUCCUGAACCUCGGGCCUGAGGACAUGGACGCCAAGUACCAGUGUGAGUUCACCGUGAAGAAAGAUGACAUUGAUAAGACCAAGAAGGGAAACCCGACCAGACUGAGGCCAGAGAGGGACUGCGUCACUCCUCCUCCUCCUUCUCCUCCACCUCCUCCUGCUCCUGCUCCUCAGCUCAAUGCCCUCACCUGGAUACUGAUUGGUCUGAUGGCUCUGUUUCUCCUGUACGGCUGCGUCAUCACCUGCAUCUUCAUCAGGCUGAGGGUGACUAACCAAAACCAAAGAAUUGUUCAUGAGAACUCUACCUAUGUGGAAAUGAGGAAAGCUCCUCUGCGUGACCUCUGACCUCUCCACGUCCUUUGGCUCGUGUCCCUUUACCGUCAACAUAAAACAGCGGCUUCCUCCGAGUCGAGCUGAAACACAACAGUCCCAAACUAUCACUUGAUUUGCUACUUGAUCAUGCACUACUGCAGCUAACCUGCAGGAGGCGACAAAGAGAUGUUUUUCUCUGCCGCUGGAGUUCAUCACUGCUUUUACAGAAGAACAAAAUGUAGUAACAUGCUAUUAUUCAUUAUAUUGAAUAUAAAUAUAUGUCCAGCUCUUUUUAAUCUACCGACAGAUGUUUUCAUCUUCAGUAAAUCCCUGCAGCUUAGUUUUUACAACAUCGUUUAAAUAUUCUAAUAUAGUAAAACUGCUACAAAUAAAACAUAGACUCUUAUUGAUUGGAGAAACAGCAGUAAUGAGAUUUUAGCUGAUUAAACAAGCAUGACUGAAUCCCGUCAUUAACAAGUAAAGCAGGUCGUUAUUCUCACGGGGAUUUUGUGAAGCGUUGAGUAAGAACAGAAGAAGAACAGUCUAUGGGUUUAAGAGACAAUCAGGGAGAUUAGAGAUGGGGGAGAUUAGAGAUGGGGGGGGUGGAGCUGCUGUGUUGUGACAGAGUCAUUUUAAUAUGAUGAUGACUUAUUAUCACGAACAGUACAGGUGAAUGUGUUGUGGGCCAAGUUCACACGAGGCGUUCAAUGACUCACAGGAUCAUGAAGGUGUCAUUAGCUCAGGAACAUCUGGAGGAGAUUCAGUUGUUUUCCAUGCCAGCUUCACCAGGCUCAGUUUUAAAUAUGUACUUAUAUAUAUAUAUAUAUAUACAUAUCUCUGUGUAAAAGAAAGAUUCCUCUGGUGGCAAUCUCAAUUUUUCUCCUUGUCCUAUUUCCUGAUUUUUUCUUAUUAUUUAAACUGGUCAUAGUUUCCUGUUUUAUCCCCUUUGCUGCUGGAACAGAACAUUUUCCAAUAUUGAGAUUAAUAAAAGAAAGUCGUAUCUUGUCAUAUUGGUGUGCAUCUUUACAUAUCAUAUCAUAUUGUAUCUUUGUGUAUCGAAUCUUAUUGUAUCUUACAACAUCAUAUAGUAUCUAAUCGUAUCUUAUAACAUUGUAGCUAAUAGUAUCUUGUAUUAUCAAAUCUUAUCUUGGUGAAUCUCAUCUUAUUGUUUCUUAUUGUAUCAUAAAGUAUCUUUGUGUACAAAUCUCCUAGAAUCUUAUAUCGUAUCUUAUCUAAAUUCUACACAUUUGUCCUGAUACUUAAUAAACACAGUUUGAAAGAUGUACACCUUGAAGAUUUAGAUUUAUAUUUCACAAUAAAGAUGAUUUGAUUCUGUUCAUAGCU